Volvox carteri f. nagariensis is the source of this 1724-nucleotide messenger RNA. RefSeq lists its product as uncharacterized. NCBI's taxonomy places the organism in Eukaryota, Viridiplantae, Chlorophyta, Chlorophyceae, Chlamydomonadales, Volvocaceae. The transcript has 5 exons. The annotation marks the transcript as partial. Gene Ontology annotation, molecular function: lipase activity. The record is from RefSeq and is a predicted model, not a curated record. Gene Ontology annotation, cellular component: membrane.
GCAUAUAAGUUGCGCUACGGGCACCGAAUGGGGCCCAUGGUGAAAUCCAAGCGCACGCUGAGGAGCUCUGUACUGAUUGCUGAUUUCCAUUAUGAGAUUGUUUGUCUGAGUAGUAACCUCGCUAGACACGGCCCACGUCCUGAUCCCUCCUUUUGUCCUUCCCCCCACUCCUCCUCUCCGCCACCACCAUCACCACCAUCACCAUCACCAUCAUCAUCACCACCACCACCACCACCACCACCAUCACCACCGGCGCCCGCUACCGUCCAGCUGGUCCACGUGGCAGUGAACCUGGGCCACGCAAUUCGCCCCUGGGCCUUAUGUCGAGCCUUGAGUGACGCGGCUGCAGCUGUUGAGGAGGGGGAGGGAGAGGGAGAGGCUCCGGCCACCAAAGUAGGUCACAGCAGGUGCUUUCCGUUUCCCAAUUGCGAGGAACAGAAACAGAAGCAGCAGCAGCAGCAGCAGCAAGAGGAGGAGGAGGGCCGGCGACCGUUGAAGGGGACGGCGGCAGCGGGUGGCGACGUGGGUUUUGCUGUACGGCGACAGGCGCUUAGGGAGCUGGUGCUGAUCCGUGGCUCUACUCGGCCAGCGCUGCGGCUGCUAGUCUGUGCGUUGGGCGGCUCGCGAGAGAGGAUGGAUGCCGGAUGGGAAGAUGGGGAUAAGCGGCUCGAGGGCCUUGCUGUGAAGGGGCAGAUGUCCAGGCAGCUUUUGGGCGCGGGGGUUGGUCCGUUGCUGGGUCCAGGAGCCCUGCGGGCGCUGUUUGACAACUUGGAUCAAAAUGAGUUGAUGGGCUAUGAUUUGUUCACCACCACCUACCAGCCCUCUCUACGGCGCACAGACGCCUGUCUUGUCUUCCACCACGGACUGGCUGACCACUCCGAGCGGCACGGGGAAGUCCUGGCGCACCUCUGCGCGUCUCUAGGCAUGCCCGUCUACACGUACGAUGCGCACGGCCACGGCCGCAGCGGCCCCCAUGACCCCGUGGGCCGCGCGCUCAUUCGCUCGUACCGCCACAUCAUCGACGACUUGCUGGACUUCACGCGGAUCUUCGUGGCGGAGGCGGAGGAUGCGGACACGGACUUGGGCGUGGAAGCGGAAGGGGAAGCGGAAGGGGAAGGGGAAGCAUCACCGGCGGGACCCGCACCACCCGCUCGCCAAGGCAACGGGGACGAUGGAAAUGUACGGCAAUUUGGGCAGCAGCAGCAGCAGCAGCGGCGGCGGCGGAGGCGGAAGCUGCGGGCCUUCGUCCUGGGUUAUUCGAUGGGCGGCCUCGCCACCACCCUCGCCGUGGCUGAAACAUGUCCAACACACGCAGCAACAGCGUCAACAACAACAGCAAUAGCAGUAGCAGCAGCAGCUACCGGCAGCAGCUUAUUCGAGGGGCUCAUGUUGACGUCCUGCCUGACGGAUCCAUUGUACGGCAACCAUCCCGUACUGCGCAUGGUGAAGGUGGCUUACGUCACGGCACUGUCCUGGUUGGCACCAGCUGUGCCCAUGUUCAAGCGCAACCCCGUGGAGUCGGGUAUACGCGACCCGGCGGCCGUGGCUGCCAUGGCGGAGGACACGUUGUGGUACAGGGGACGUUUCAAGGUGGCCACGAUUGCCAGCCUGCUGGCCGGCUGUGCCCGUCUACGCCGUACCGCCCGCCGUCUAACUGCCGUACCGCUGUACGUACAGCACGCGACGGUGGACAUGUCCUGCAGUUUGCCCUCCAUGCACGCCUU